Messenger RNA from Branchiostoma belcheri (Belcher's lancelet), 1956 nucleotides. RefSeq names its product protoheme IX farnesyltransferase, mitochondrial-like. Gene Ontology annotation, molecular function: protoheme IX farnesyltransferase activity. Gene Ontology annotation, biological process: heme biosynthetic process. The transcript has 8 exons. Gene Ontology annotation, cellular component: mitochondrion; membrane. Lineage: Eukaryota; Metazoa; Chordata; Leptocardii; Amphioxiformes; Branchiostomatidae. The coding region runs from base 48 to 1433 and encodes 461 amino acids. The record is from RefSeq and is a predicted model, not a curated record.
UAGAUUCCUUACGCAAAAUGGCGGACGUAAGGUAAAACACGAGCGGCAUGCGGCCGGCGGUUUACGUGUUCCAGCAGAGAGCAGGUGCUGCAGUAAGGACUGUGGUGUUGCAGAAGGGAGGCAGAAGUGCCUGCACACCUGUGAGGCAGACAUGUGACGUACCUGCCAGGUGCCUCCACACCUGGGACACACCAUGGGAUAAAAGAUGGUACUCCUCCAAGGCCCCCUCCAGCAUCACACCACAGCACACCUACAGAGCUGUUUCCAGAGAAAAUGUUGAAAAUGACUACAGGAGAAUCCUCCCCACCUCAGCCAGUGUGCCAGCCUCUAGUACAGAACCUCUACAGGGAGACAGCAGACAGGAGACAGGCCACAACAAACCUACAACCAUCGCUGAGGACGGGGUACCAGCCACUGGUGUAGAUGACGUGGAUGCAGACCCAGAAGUUCUGCCUCCCAACCAGCUCUGGAGGGAACAAAGACUGGACCUGGGCAAACUGCCGGGAUACUACAUGAAGUUAUCCAAAAUCAGACUCACAGGCCUUGUAGUGAUCAGUGCUAUGGGUGGGUACUACAUGGCACCUGGUAGUCAUGACAUCUCCACAUUUGUACUGGCCAUGACUGGAACUGGGCUGACUUCAUGUGCAGCUAACACUAUCAACCAGGUGUUUGAAGUUCCUUUUGACUCCCAGAUGGAUAGAACCAGGAACAGAGUCCUGGUCAGAGGGCUGCUCAGUCCCCUCCAUGCAGUAGGUUUUGCCACAGUGGCAGGCUCCACUGGCACACUACUGCUAUACAACUGGAUCAACCCACUCACGGCAGCCCUGGGGGUGGGCAACCUGGCCCUCUACACACUCCUGUACACCCCCAUGAAGAGAAUGAGCAUUGCCAACACAUGGGUGGGGUCAGUAGUGGGAGCUAUUCCUCCCCUGAUGGGCUGGGCUGCCUGUACAGGAGGACUAGAGGCAGGAGCGUGGGUGCUUGCUGGCAUACUGUACUCCUGGCAGUUCCCACACUUCAACGCCCUGAGCUGGCGUCUGCGGCCGGACUACUCCCGCGCCGGGUACUGCAUGAUGUCAGUCACCAACCCGGACCUGUGUCGCCGCGUCGCCCUACGCCACUGCCUACUCAUCACCACCGUCUGUUCCCUCGCGCCGCUCACAAACCUUACCACCUGGGCCUUCGCUUUCAACUCCCUCCCCCUCAACCUCUACUUCACCUACCUCGGGUGGAAGUUCUACGAAGACGCCAACAACCAAUCAGCACGGAGGUUGUUCAUGGCCAGCCUAUGGCACCUCCCGACACUACUCCUGUGUAUGUUCAUAUGUAAAAAGUCCCUACAUGAUAAGGACAAAAAGGACAAUGUUAAAGCCUUCACAGAUUUUGUAGUGGGAUUCCAUCCCUUUCCUGUGCUGCCUUUCCACAGAUUAUAACAUUAUAGUCAUGUACAAAUGUAAAGAAAGAGGUUUUAUUGCUGUGAUUAUUACAUGAGAGUACACAUUGAAAUUGGUACUUAAUGAGAGUACAUGUAUGUUGAUACAUUGUGUAAAAUGUCAGAUUCUUGUUGCAAGGCUAAGUAAGUUUUGAUUGGUUUGUUGUAAUGUACAUAAGAAUAUUGAGCUCAACUAGGUUCUGAAUGUACUGUGCAACUCAGGUAAUUUGCACAUGAACGUGUAUAUAGAAUGCCAGAUACUGUAAAGCUUGAAAUAUUUGCAGGACUUUACUUCCUUUGAUUGAGCUGCAACUUUAUGCUAAAGGUCUUGAAACACAGCACUAUAAGCCACCUUUGUUGAUGAAGGUUAGACAUCUAGGUAAACAAUAUUCAGGCAAUUUAAACUCCACUCCUGGAUAAAUUAUGAUUUCUUCUGUUUCGCACCAAUUACUCUUCUUCAGCAUUUCUGAACUUGUCAACCACAUUUGAAAGUAUUGUGACUUACUAGUACUUUCAUGUCUAUU